Molecule: messenger RNA, 207 nt
Organism: Penicillium manginii
Lineage: Eukaryota; Fungi; Ascomycota; Eurotiomycetes; Eurotiales; Aspergillaceae
Exons: 1
Coding region: 1-207 (68 amino acids)
Source: RefSeq, a predicted model, not a curated record
AUGGGGUUGCUUGUGAUGGAGAUGCUCGCGAUGGAGAUGCUCGCGAUGGAGAUGCUCGUGAUGGAGAUGCUCGCGAUGGAGAUGCUCGCGAUGGAGAUGCUCGCGAUGGAGAGGCUCGCGAUGGAGAUGCUCGCGAUGGGGUUACUCGUGACAGGAUUGCACGCGAUAUGGCUGCUUGCGAUGGGGUGGUUAUCGAUGCUUGUAUAG